AUGGGACAAGAAAAAAUCACGCUUUUUUGCCCACAAGGCCCUAGCAAAGACGAUGAGGAUUCUGCAUUGGUGCAAGCCAAAUGGCUCCAUGUUCAACGUUCUUCGAUGAGCGUAAAGGUUCUGGAAAAACUCGUCAUGGACUGCCCAAUAAUUAAUGGAGAUAUUCGAAGAGUCGCCAUCUUACUACUUGAAACUGUCGAAAGGUCUUUUCUCCGAGAAGCAGAGAAUGGAGCAUACAUCGAGCCGGGCUCGGUUGUGCGUUUUACUGGCACCCGUCACAUGCCUCACGACUCGCGCAAUUUUGUAGUCACAGAACCUGUCAUUUUUAUUGCGUUCCCAUUUGCGGAGUUGGCGUCGUCGAGAAAUACCCACGGGUCUCGUGAAAGAGAUGAAUACUAUCCUCGAACUCUCCUUCAGAAUCUUUACGGAUUUGAUGUCGUAACAAGCAGGGGCAAGCAUCAAGUUAUACACAAGAUGUCGGCGGGCAACCGACCAACGGACGAUUUGCUUGGUGGCUCAAUUGAGAAGCGUACCGACUAUUUCAAGCAACCCUUAAGAAUUGAGGUUAUCGACACAAAUGGUUCACAGCAUAGCAUGAGUAUAUCGUCAAAGACGCCAUGGGUAGAUCUCUUUCGACAUGUGAUAUUUACUGUUCACGGCAAUCUCAUGAGUAUUAUGGACUAUGAGCUAGUAGACGAGGCAGACGAAGUAAUAACGGCUGAAAGAUGGGUCGAAAUCGCAAAAGCAACGAAGCCAUCGGUACUUAAAUUUUAUCUUAUCGAGCGAAAGACCCCAGCAUCGCGCUCAUCGAGUGUUUCUAGUCGGAUCAGCAAUCGUUCGGGCAUUAGAAGACUUUUAUUACUUGAUUACGCACAUCGCGACCGUCGCCACAGCUCAAAAGCCAGCACAUCACGCCAUUCUGAGGAUAGACAUGCAAGGCCUCCCAUCAGCACUCGAUCGUACAGCGAGCCCGCCGAGACCAAAGAUCAAAGAUCCGGAGCAGAAGCCAAAAUUUACUUAAACCCCGAAAAUAAGAGUCUCCCUACAAUCAUCACGCUUGACAGCAGCGACGAAAAUUGGUCAAAGCCUGAGCAAGGUACCACAUCGAUGCGCGACUCUCAAGAUGUGAGCAAUCAUACUAAAGAAAUUCUCACGCAUCUCGAUGAUCAGUUUUCCUACCUUGGUGACGACGGCAAAGUCAAGACAUCCGAAGAAGAGGCUUCAGAUGUAUUAUUGCUGAAAGAUACACUCAGCUCCACUAAGGAUCCCAACAUUCAAAAGGGAGAUGAUGAGUUACGUGAACACGAAGAGACACCUGCAAGCCAAUUAAAUAGACCAGCAACAGCAUAUCAAAAGGUUCAUAUAGAGGAUGGAUCUGAGUCUUCUGAUGAGGACAACAUCGAUAAACACGCAUACGAUGACCCAGCUCAGGCCACUUUACAAGAUACGACUUCCGAGCUCAACUUAGACGAUGAUUUGAUGCUAAAGAGCCAAAGAAACCAUUUCUAUCCGUUUAUCUCCCCUAAAUUCGGCAAUCAGGAAAACGCAUCAGAGAAAAGACAUUCUCUAAGAAAUAGUGCCAGCUUUUCACGGAGCGAUUCAUAUAAAGAGUUUCGCUCACGAUCUCGUUCUCUCUCAAGCUCCACAGAAGAUUCCUUCUAUUCGCGUGGAAGAACUCGUACGCGGAAAAGACGAGCUUGGAAGCGGGACAGUCCAAAUUUGGCCCACGAUUCUUCUUCGAGACCAGGAGUCCGGUUUCACCCCCAAAUAGAAUACUCUGACUACCACGAAAAUGCAGAGAUGUCUCCUUACGGUAGUUCAAAUGCUACCAAAGUGGAAACAUUGCCCGUACAAACAGCUGUGCCAUUCUUUUUCUGGAAGCAAGGCAGCGCGAUAGGUACAUUCUCAUCGAACGAUAAUCCAGAGCAGACCCUGAUUAAGCUUCUUGAUCAAAUCGAUGAGCGGAUGUCCGAUGAUCCUAUUAGCAGGUACUAUUCAAAAGUUCCAGAAUUGACUAUGGAUGAUGUAUUAUCGAGACAGGAGUCGCUCCACGAGCCAGUUUUGGGACAGGACCUGGACAUCAGUCAGGGUGAAUCCAUCCCGCCGAACAGGCUGAGUGCUCAAGAAACUGUGGAUUUGAGGGCGGCCAACAUAUUAAGGCUCCAUUCCCCUGCAAAUCAAGCUGAAAAGCUAAAUAGAGAGAGCGAAGAGAACAAUGCUGAACCUUUGGAAGCGCUCGGCACAAGCGUGGACAACGAUCCGACAAACUCUGAAGUUCAGAGAAGCGACACUAAGCCCACAUCUGACGAUGCAUACAAUUCGACAAACAGCUCAACAAGCCGACGUUCAAAUGUAGAAACAAAUUUUUACCAAACGCAGGCUCUUGGUCUCAUAAGCCACGACAAAACACUUGUUAAACAACUAGUUGGCAUGAGCCAGCAGAUUGUAUGGUCGUUCAUACCAAACACCGGCGGGUCGAGAAUACAUACCUUGAUGAAACGACUUUGGGGUUGUGUGGAUAUAAUGUGCCUGCAACUUCUCUGGGAAGAGAGCCAGAGAGGACACGAUUCUGAGUGCACAUACAUCAUACGUAAUUUCUCGAGCCAGGUCAAGAAAAUGGAUAACAAAAAACGAAAACCAAUCUCAGGCAAGAUACACUAUUUGGUUUGUGGAGAUUGCAAGGACGCGACGCCUUACCAAUCAGCUAGGGAUGCCCUGGAUCAUUUGCACGAAAAACACAUUGACUGCCAGCAUGGUGGUUCCGAUCGGCCAUAUGACGACCCUUGCUAUGUAUGGUUGCAUCGCAUUUGGCACGAUGGAUACCCUAUGCGAAGUUCACGAGAUGGGCUCCUGGGGAUCAUGGAAGACUUCAUCGAGGAGCUUUCUUAUAUCAGUGACUACGUGAGAGAAUUGCAUAAUAUGACGGCGAGAGAUUCUUCAACGAGCGAUGCAGUAUCCACACCUCCUCUGUCAGGGAAUAUUACACAUGCAUUCCAACAAAUUGUCAAAAUGUUCGUCUUUCGCUCCAAACAAUUGUCUCUUGUCAAUCGACGGCGAGACUUGAUCAGUGGAAGUUCACUAGAGAACUUUCCGUUGAUUCAACGAAUUGAUCGGAAGAUUGAAGAGCUUUUGUCCCUGGAAAUGGAUGCAAACGAACGCAUCAUAGACCUUUUAGAGAGCGCCAAGAAAGACAUAUUCCUAUCUGGCAUUGGAUCUCAUUCGGAGAUGCUCGAGGCUGAGAGUGUCCGAGUCCAAUUUCUCGCCUUGGCAUUCAUGUCAGGCAUCCAACGGCCUCUGCUGCAGCCAUCUUUUAUGGGUCGCUCUUAUGUGAAGGAUAUUCUUUUGCAGCUGUAUAAAGAGUACACUUCUCGGCUUCAUUUCCAAGCUAAUAACCGGCCUCGGAAACGGGUGUUCUUGGAUAUUCAUGGCCUCGAGGAAGAGCUUCAAGCGUUGGAUAAAUUGGUCGACAGUCAAGAAAGCUGUCUGUACAAUGUUUUGACUGUUAUCGAUCCUCUCACUUCUCGAUAUACUACGGAGACGCGACUCCGAGAAUUUCGAGCAGAGGUUCAAUACGGCAAUGUUCAAUUACACCAACUGAUAGACAGACGGCGAGAAAUUGACAAUUUGGCGACAAGACUGUGGAUUUUGAAGGACCAGGUGAAACAAACGAUUGAGAUCAUGGAAGAAGACCAUGGAAAAGCGAUCCGAGUUUUUACUGUCGUUACUCUAUUUUUCCUGCCGCUGUCAUUUGUGUCCAGCUUCCUCGGCAUGAAUACGGUAGACGUGAGGGAUUCAAAUUGGAACCAGCAGAUCUUUUGGAUUACCGGAGUACCGAUGACGGUAGUAGUCUUGUCUCUGGCAUGGGCUUAUGGGUACAAAGGUGAAGAAAUCCGCGACUGGAUGAUUCACAGAAUGCAAGAUCAAAGUCAUCAAUAUUCGCCAUCAACAUUUCACCAUACGAAUGGUCGGACAUCGCUCGGGACACGAUGGAAGGAAUUGAAUCCAGCGACCGUGGUGAAGCAAGAUAGAACGGAUAGACAAGACUUUAAGACUCUGAUAAGGAGCAAAGUCCGGAAUGUACCUGGCUGGCGGCGCAGCAAUAACGAAAAUUUUAAAGGGCUUGAUGGGUCCGACGAGAGAUUUGUGAUGAGAAGACGAAAUACAGAAGAUAGCUUGGCACCUAUGAGAUGCUGA
This is a messenger RNA of Trichoderma breve, 4194 nucleotides long. RefSeq names its product corA-like mg2+ transporter protein domain-containing protein. Gene Ontology annotation, molecular function: metal ion transmembrane transporter activity. Bases 1 to 4194 code for a protein of 1397 amino acids. Gene Ontology annotation, cellular component: membrane. The transcript has 6 exons. NCBI's taxonomy places the organism in Eukaryota, Fungi, Ascomycota, Sordariomycetes, Hypocreales, Hypocreaceae. The record is from RefSeq and is a predicted model, not a curated record. Gene Ontology annotation, biological process: metal ion transport; transmembrane transport.